Gryllus bimaculatus (two-spotted cricket) is the source of this 5918-nucleotide messenger RNA. NCBI's taxonomy places the organism in Eukaryota, Metazoa, Arthropoda, Insecta, Orthoptera, Gryllidae. The record is from the annotation of a GenBank genome assembly.
UUUAGAUGCCUCCACACCCGCAGCCAGGGAAGGCAACGGACUUCCAUUGUACGGAGUCAACCCGUAAGAUCUUGCAGAACCUCCAAAAAAAGCGCACUGAAAGGAGGGGACGUCUCAGCUCAGAGGCUCCGAGCAAAAAGAAGUCAAAGUUCAGCAAAAGCAAUCUCAUUUUUAAGUUCCUCAAUAUGGCCAGUGUAUUCAUGCGGAUCUUCAACCUGAUCUGCAUGAUGUUGCUCAUUGGACACUGGUCAGGCUGCCUCCAGUUUCUGGUUCCCAUGCUACAGGGUUUCCCCUCCAAUUCAUGGGUUGCUAUAAAUGAACUCCAGGAAGCAUUUUGGUUGGAACAGUAUUCUUGGGCUUUAUUUAAAGCAAUGUCACAUAUGUUGUGCAUUGGUUACGGCCGCUUCCCACCCCAAUCCCUUACAGACAUGUGGCUUACGAUGCUGUCCAUGAUAAGUGGUGCUACUUGUUAUGCAUUAUUUUUGGGUCAUGCCACGAAUCUUAUUCAGAGUUUGGAUUCAUCACGUCGACAGUACCGAGAAAAGGUCAAACAAGUUGAAGAAUACAUGGCAUAUAGAAAGUUACCAAGAGAAAUGCGCCAAAGAAUUACAGAAUAUUUUGAGCACAGAUACCAAGGCAAAUUCUUUGAUGAAGAGGCAAUAUUAGGAGAAUUAUCAGAGAAACUUCGGGAGGAUGUUAUAAAUUACAACUGUCGUUCAUUAGUGGCCUCAGUGCCAUUCUUUGCAAAUGCAGACACAAAUUUUGUGUCUGAUGUUGUCACAAAGCUCCGUUAUGAAGUCUUCCAGCCAGGAGACAUCAUCAUCAAAGAAGGCACCAUUGGCACCAAAAUGUAUUUUAUUCAAGAGGGCAUAGUUGAUAUUGUAAUGGCCAAUGGUGAAGUAGCAACAAGCCUCAGUGAUGGGUCAUACUUUGGCGAAAUCUGUUUGUUAACAAAUGCCCGAAGAGUAGCAAGUGUGCGGGCAGAGACAUACUGUAAUUUGUUUUCACUCUCAGUGGAACAUUUCAAUGUUGUCCUAGAUCAGUAUCCCCUCAUGCGUCGCACAAUGGAAAGUGUGGCAGCUGAAAGACUGAACAAAAUUGGAAAAAAUCCAAACCUUGUGUCACAUCGAGAAGAAGACAUGGGGAGUGAAAGCAAAACAAUUAAUGCAGUAGUUAAUGCGUUAGCAGAGCAGGCAGAGCAUGUGAAUACCUCUGAGGAAUCAAUGGAUAAUCAGUCCAGUGAUAAAAGUAUUCAUGAGCUGGGCAAAAACCUGCAUGAAUUGGGUAAGACACUUCACAGGUUGAAUCUGCCACGACCAAAGUCUGAAAAUAGCUUUGCUUCUCAGGAGCUAGCAAUGAACCGCACCAGUCGGCCCAUGUUUCAUAAGUCCGACACCUUCCAUAAGGAUACAGCUUUCCAAUGACAACAUUAAUGAAGACCAUAUGUGUGAGUGAAGAUUAUUACUUAUUGUGUUGGUAAAUAAAUCUUCUAAAUGUGUUUGGAUGAAACAAGUGUAAACAUUUAAUCCAAUAAAGUGCGGCAUAUGAAAUGGGGCACUAAAUUUUUGCUAAAAAAGUAUUUUUCUGGUGCUCAAGAAUGACAUGGAUCCAGAGAAUCAUCUUCUCAUCACAUUGUUUUUGUUUAUAGCAAGUGUGAGAGACACACGUCCAAGUGGAAAGCUAGCGUUCGUGCAAUAUUAGAAAUUUAAAAAAUAUAGCUUUAAAUUAGGGUGCUCAAUAAAAUUGCGUUUUUACACCCAGUCUACGUCACAGUAUGUGUGGUGUAAUAGAGUAUUUUAUUAGUUUACACAAUUAGGACAGUAAAAUAGGCCUAAAUGUAAAGAAGAGAUAUAUAUAAAUAAAUAUAUAUAUAUAAUAUGAAUGGCAGGACCAUUAAUUAGGAAUAGUUCUUGUUGAGAAGGUUCUAUAUUUGUUCAUAGCUAUUUUCAAACAGGCAAAUGUUUAUUAUAACAUUCAGAAGUGGCUUUUUCAUACAACAGUUAACUUUGAACUUCGCAAUUGUGAUUGUAAUGAGCUCAUUACUGUUUCUUGCUGUGUUUGGGGUAUAUUUAUUUAAAAUACCCAGUCUUGUAAUAGAAUUAAUUUCUGACUAUAGAUACAACUGCACAUAAUUUCAUGUGUGCAUUGUGGAUUCAAUGCAUUUGGAUUAAGAAUUAAACAUCUUCAGCCAAUACAUAAUUUAAAUUAUUUACAUCAGCAUUUCUCUUCUUUUGUAGUAUAUCCAAACUGAUUUCAUGAGAAAGAGGAAUUGUUUAUUAAAUAUGUUAUAAAUAUAUAUAUAAGAUGUUUCAUCAAUAUUUUAUACUAUGAAGAAGAAAAAUAUAUAUGUGCUAUCUAUACAUUAUUAAAAAUGGUUUAUUAAUUAAAAUAUGGAUUCAUUUUCUGAUAAUCUGUAUUUUAAUUAAGUUGCAUGGUCUGGAUAUAUGUAAGAUAAUAACCUGCAUGAAAUGUAAAUUCCAUGUGGAAGGAGUUUCUAUCACAUUGAAAUGCUGAUGUAAAUUCCAGUCAAAACAUGAGUGCAUGAAGGAAUGUAUGUUUUCAAAUGUAAUAUGAAUAGGGUGGCCAGAUUCUGAAAAUAAAAAUCUGGAGCAUUUUUGACUUGAGGACUGGGUUACAUGGGGCCAAAUAAAUAACUCAUGAACCUGUAGACUGAUUUCACUCAAAUACAGAAUAUAUGAGAAAUAUGGCUCAAAGGUAAGUCUUAUGUACAAUAAUUGAAAUUGUUCCACCAAGAAAAGAAAUUAAAUUCUUCAUGAAGCCCUUACAAUAAUAGUAAAUCUUUUUUUUUUAAUCCAGACAUUUAAAUGAAACAUGAUAAAACUCUAUACAAAACUUAGCACAGAUUUUUUCUUUCAUAUUGUGAUCAAAUUGCCACACCGUAUUAAAAAAAUGAAAUACUUCCUACUAUCUUCCCUCCAAAGAGGAGACACAAAAGGCAGUUUCCUUGUAAUGAAAACAUUAGUUGGAAAAGUGUAGAAGGUACAAGUAAUUAUUAAAUUUUCUGUAGGCUACACCUUCCCAAAAUCAAUCUUUGUCAUAGUAUACUUCAAUAAAGCAUUUUAUUGUAUCAUAUAAUUUAUUUCUGUUUAAUUCAGAAUUAUUUUGGAAAAUGAUAACAAUGAUACUUUUUUGUAAAUGUUAUUCAAUUUACAGAUGCAAAACAAGUUAGAAUACCUAAAUAUCCACGAAAAGUUUAGUAAAAAUAUAUUUCCCUACUGAAAUAAAUCUGCUCUGUAAUUUACAUAUCUAGAAAUCACUCAUCAUCACAUUCUUUGUUUUGAUGGUUGCAAAGAAGUGAUCAAAAUAUUAACCAAUUCAUUCUACUCUACCAAACAACUAUACAGCAGUCAUACAUUGAGUUAUUAAUAUUAUUAAUAAGAGAAAUUGAGAAAAAUCUAUUAUCUGUUUCGGAUAUCCAUAAUCAUCUUUUCUAUUGUUAUGCUCAUAGUUAUUUGUUUAUGUUAACUUCAUUAAAUGACAUUAUGACUAUGAAUCUAUUAUUAUAGAAAUGUCACAAUGCAUGAAUCAUGCACUGGUACUACUCAUUAUCUUAGUUAAUAAAUAACUGAACAUAAUGUUUUCAUGAUGAGGAAAUGCCCUCACAAAAUAAAAAAAUUAAAAAAAAAAUCAAAUUUAUUAGUGGGGACUCAAACAGACUUGGUAAAGUAACAGAGUAAAGAAUUAUGCCAAAAAUAGAGCAAGCAAUAUGUGAAUAGAUAGUAUAAUCAAGAGAAGCAAUGAAUGUUUGUAUGACAUAAUAUAUGUGUAUGCAUUUUUAUAUGUAUGUGUGGGUACAUUUCCAUUGUAACAAUGAUGAUUGGAUUAUAUGGUUUUGCUGUAUGAUUGUCAAGAAAAAAAAUAUUAUGAAAUGUUCACUCAGAUAGAAAAAUAUUUUAUCAAAAAGUUGUUUGUGGUAUUUUAAGUGAGCUUGUAACAGCUGAAAUCUUUCAAAUGAUCAUGAGAAGCAUGUUACAAAAAUAUUAUUUGACAAAAUUUUAUUCCUAAAACACAAACUCAUGUUCUAUAAUUUAUUUCUGAAUGUGUAUCAUUAUACUUCUGUGCAUUCUCCCAAAACAUAGGAGUUGUUUUGAUGGUGCAGUUUAUUUCUUAAAAUAUUUCCACAGGAUGCCUUAAAAAUUUAAUGAAAGGAAUCUUGAACUCUUUCAAUAGAAUUUGUCAAGGCAAUAAAAAUUUGUUAAAGAAAGUAUGCAUUUAUAAUCAAUUCAUUUUUAAAUUUUGGAAACUAUUCUUCAAUAUGUAAUAAUGAUUUCUAAGGCUUCCUGUUGGUAGAUAUAUGGUUACAACUGGACUUCCUGAAGACAUGAAAUAUUGUGAUACAUCAUUCAGUUCCCCUUCAUUCUCAAUCAUUAGAACUAUUGUCAUUUUACACAAUUAUUAUAAAAUGUUUGAGUGAAAUAAUCACCAUUCAUGAAAAGUUAUAGACUAUAUUAAUAUUUUAUUUGAACAGCAUUCAAGUCAACAGCUAUUAAUAUCAAAACAAAUUUUGUUAAUUAGCUAUUUAACUUUAAUCUUUUUAGAAAACUUCUAAAUUUUUAUCGCAUAAUGUGUUUGGGAAAUAAACUAUUUUCUGAGAACUCAACACAGAUAUUUUUAUGUUGAAUUUUAAAGUUGAAUAUUACUUUCUCAUAUACCCAGUAUUCAUUCCUUCAAAUUGUUGGAUCAAAUAUUCUCAAUCAAACUGUUCCUGCAUGAAAUGAAACUUAUGUAUGUAUUUUAGAUCACAUAAUUUGUAUGUUGUUCCAUAUGUACAUGAGCGUAAAACAUGGUAAUAUAUUUUUUAAUACUACAGGACACUUCUUAAAUCUGAGACUGGCCCAGAAAAUUGAUAUCUGUUCACCCUAUUUAAACGAUAGCGAGUGAUCAUCUAUAGUCAGACCGAUCGUCAAGAAAAUACCUGACUGAUAAAUUUUUUACUUGUAAAUUAUAUUAUUAAUUUACUCAUGAUUCUUGUAGAGAAAGACACUUUUGUUCUGUAUAAAAUUGUUAAUUUAAUUCCUUUUUGAGGGGUUGCAUAGUAGAAUAUCUAACACUUAGAGUAUUAGCAUCUUUCAUUUCAGAAAAUGUGAUGUUACUGUUGAAAUAGAUGCAACUGUAUUGCUGAUAUUUUUUACCAAAAGUGCUCAUUGUUAUUACAAAGUGAGUGAUCCUUAUAAAGAGUGUUAAUCUAGUUUCUAAAAGUGCCGAAUGUACACAUUCGAAGAAUUUCACUGCUCGUUAUGAAAUGAACAGUAGCUGCAAUUAAUGCAGUAGCUAUUACAAAUUUUCCCAUAAAUUUGCCAAAUAUACAUAUAUAUAUAUACAACCAUAAAUCAUAUACAGAAACAUUAAUAGUAUGUUUUUCUUUAAUAGUCACAAAUGUUAUAACCAACCACUCUGAAAAAUUUGGCAAACCAUCCCAGCCAGACUUUUUUUCUACUCAAUGGCUAUUGUAAUAUUUGUAUCAAAUUACCUUAUGAAAGCAUUUCUAUUGGUCCGUUCAUAAUUGAUGUCUAGUAUGUUUUUAAAUUAAAUUUCUUUGUAGCCAUCUCCUUUGAAAGGCACAACUGGAAUUAUAUUAAAGAACUAAAACACAUAUUCUUCAAUAGUAUCCAACUGUAUUGCAUUGAAAUCUGCUUGUGACAUUUUUUCUAGGGACCUAAGUAUUUCCAUUGUUAGGUUAAGCAUUUACAAAUUAUGUAUACCAAUGAACAGCUUGAAAUGAAUGCCUUAAGCAAGAAUGUCUUAAGUGGAUUCCAUAGCAUGCAUUUAUUUGUUCCAUAAAUACAAUACCAUAUCUCAUAUUGCUUUGGUAUUUUCUUUGGUACUUUUGUCCUAUUUUUAAUUAUUAUAAUAAUAAUAAUUAUUAUUAUUACUAUUAUUCCAAUGCAAACUUUGUU